Hippocampus comes (tiger tail seahorse) is the source of this 823-nucleotide messenger RNA. Its product is annotated as hippocalcin-like protein 1. The coding region runs from base 97 to 678 and encodes 193 amino acids. The transcript has 4 exons. Lineage: Eukaryota; Metazoa; Chordata; Actinopteri; Syngnathiformes; Syngnathidae. Gene Ontology annotation, molecular function: calcium ion binding. The record is from RefSeq and is a predicted model, not a curated record.
GUGUGAACAGCAACCCGAGGAGUGCUGCAGUCACUGUCGUCAAGUCAAAAAAAAAAAAAAACAAAGGCCCUGCACCUCCUAACCCGAGCCGCCGCCAUGGGCAAACAGAACAGCAAGCUGCGGCCAGAGAUGCUGCAGGACCUGAGGGAGAACACGGAGUUCUCUGACCACGAGCUGCAGGAGUGGUACAAGGGUUUCCUAAAGGACUGUCCCAGCGGAACUUUGAAUGUGGAGGAGUUCAAGAAGAUCUACGCCAACUUCUUCCCGUACGGCGACGCGUCCAAGUUCGCCGAGCACGUCUUCAGAACCUUCGACACCAACGGCGACGGCACAAUAGACUUCCGGGAGUUCAUCAUUGCCCUGAGCGUGACGUCGAGGGGCAAGCUGGAGCAGAAGCUCAAAUGGGCCUUCAGCAUGUACGACCUGGACGGCAACGGUUACAUCAGUCGCGAGGAGAUGCUGGAGAUUGUACAGGCCAUUUACAAGAUGGUGUCCUCCGUAAUGAAGAUGCCCGAGGACGAGUCCACGCCCGAGAAGAGGACAGAUAAGAUCUUCAGACAGAUGGACCUCAAUAAUGACGGCAAGUUGUCCCUGGAGGAGUUCAUCAAAGGAGCCAAAAGCGACCCCUCCAUCGUCCGGCUACUCCAGUGUGACCCCAGCUCAGCCUCCCAGUUCUGAACAGCCCCCCUGCCCAAUUGUCCCCCCCCCCAUACAGGAAGCCUGCUUGGCGGCCCCCUCCCCUUCCUUUCCCCUCUCUGUUGCUAUAACAACAGUCACUGGGGAUAAAUGCAUGAUGGUUCUCCCCAAUCUUUUUUUUUUUUUU